Messenger RNA from Musa acuminata subsp. malaccensis (wild Malaysian banana), 1301 nucleotides. Its product is annotated as salt tolerance receptor-like cytoplasmic kinase 1. Gene Ontology annotation, cellular component: plasma membrane. NCBI's taxonomy places the organism in Eukaryota, Viridiplantae, Streptophyta, Magnoliopsida, Zingiberales, Musaceae. Gene Ontology annotation, molecular function: protein kinase activity; ATP binding. The record is from RefSeq and is a predicted model, not a curated record. Gene Ontology annotation, biological process: protein phosphorylation.
GCUCCUUCUCUUUUUCCCGCUGAAUCCAACUCCAAAGCUCCAAAUUCCAUUGAGCUCUCCAUGCCGGCGCUAUAAAAUCCCGCCGCUGUCCAUUACACUCUCUUUGACAGUCCCCCUAAAGAGCCACACGACACCUUCCAGUAAUGGAUCUCCCCUUAAUUAUAGGCCUUCUCUCUGCCGCCUUACUCUUCCCUUUAGCUCUCGUUUCCUUCGCCUACAUCAGGUUGAUCUGCAGGCGCAACGCACCCUCUCGCGGCGGCCGCGAGAGCCCGACCGACCCGGAGCUGGGCAAGGAGCCUGAGGCGGCCAAGGGCGAUGGCGACGUCGCCCUUCGCCGGUUCCGGUGGGCGGAGGUCGAGUCGCUCACUGGCAACUUCGCUCCCGCCGCCGUGAUCGGCGAGGGCGGCUUCAGCACCGUCUACCUCGCUUGUCUCGCCCCCGACGCGUCCCCGGCUGCCUUCAAGCUCCAACGCCCCAGCGAGCGCCUCCACCGCGCCUUCCGACAGGAGCUCGACGUUCUCAUCCGUCUCCGUCACCCCUACAUCGUCCGGCUUCUUGGCUACUGCGACGACCGCGAAGGAGGAGUUCUGGUGUUCGAGUACGUACCGAACGGGAGUCUCCACGAGAAGCUUCAUGGCGAUGGUGGCGGCGCAGUGCUGCCGUGGGCGCGGCGUAUGGCAAUCGCCUACCAGCUCGCCCAGGCCCUCGACUAUCUGCACGACGGAUGCGAUCUCCAGAUCGUGCACGGAGACGUCAAGGCGUCGAAUGUGCUCCUGGACGAGCGGCUCGAGCCCAAGCUGUGCGACUUCGGAUCCACCCGGGUGGGCUUCUCCGCCGCGGUCCUGCCGCGGGCCGCUCACCCGAUGCUAGGCUCGCCCGGCUACGUCGACCCGCACUACCUCCGGUCCGGCACGGUCUCCAAGAAGAACGACAUCUACAGCUUCGGCGUGCUGCUCCUGGAGCUGAUCACCGGCUCGGAGGCGUUCGACUCGGCGGCGGAGCGGAUGCUGACGGCCGCGGUGGGCCCGGCGCUGCGGGACCCGUGUGCCAGGGCGGGGGAGCUCGUGGACCGCAGGCUGGCCAGGGCGUACGACGCGGCUGAGGUUGCCGCGGCGGCGUCGAUGGCAGCGGCGUGCGUCGGGGACAACCCCAGCCUUCGGCCGUCCAUGGCGGAGGUGGUGAGGCUCCUGGCCCAGGGGGCGUCAUCCUCGAUCUCCGCCGUCAGUUUGGCAUCGGACGGCAAGGCGGAUGUAUAAUCCCAAGUACUUUUUCAACCAAUAAUAUUCAACCCGCUUCAUCCA